Esox lucius (northern pike) is the source of this 2963-nucleotide messenger RNA. RefSeq names its product RUN and FYVE domain containing 1 (gene rufy1). NCBI's taxonomy places the organism in Eukaryota, Metazoa, Chordata, Actinopteri, Esociformes, Esocidae. The transcript is spliced from 15 exons. Gene Ontology annotation, molecular function: metal ion binding. The record is from RefSeq and is a predicted model, not a curated record. Gene Ontology annotation, cellular component: cytoplasm. Gene Ontology annotation, biological process: protein transport; regulation of endocytosis. Bases 350 to 2155 code for a protein of 601 amino acids.
CGGAGUUGGGGAAACAAACACAGCUGGUAAGGAAAGCGAGGCCAAAGAAGAGGAACCCGAACUUUUAGAAGCUCUUCCAGAUAGCCACCCAGUAGUCAUUAGUAGCAAUGAAGAGACUCAGAAAGACAAAUCUGCGACAGAGAGUAUCUGGUCAACCCCGAUCCUGUCUCUGGCGCGUAAGGCAACCGAGACAAUCAGCAGUGGUGUCAUCUACGGUGCAACUUUUAGAAACGCAACAUCGUUGGGCUCGGCGGCGGGCUCUUCGACAAGUCCAACAACAACACACAAUUCUACCGAGAAAGACAGCAACACUAACCAAUAUCCACCAGUUGUAGCAGGAAAAGACCCUAUGGCGGUAGAGCGUUCCAACCUACUCAGUAUGAUGAAGCUGAGUAUUAAGGUCCUGAUUCAGUCCUCUCUGAGUCUGGGCAGAACCCUGGACUCAGACUAUCCUCCUCUUCAACAGUUCUUUGUGGUUCUAGAACACUGCCUCAAACAUGGACUGAAAGUGAGGAAGUCUUUCAUCACUCAGAAUAAAUCUAUCUGGGGUCCUCUAGAACUGGUAGAGAAGCUGUGUCCAGAGUCUGCUGACAUGGCCACCAGUGCCAGAGACUUGCCAGGGCUUAAGACUGGGUUAGGUCGGGCUCGGGCCUGGCUUCACCUGGCUCUAAUGCAGAAGAAAAUGGCUGACUACCUAAAAGCCCUACUGGACCGUAAGGACCUCCUGGGUGAGUUCUAUGACCCAGGAGCGUUGGUGUUGGAGGAGGAGGGAGUAGUGAUGGGGGGGUUGCUGGUUGGACUAAAUGUCAUCGAUGCCAACCUUUGUAUUAAAGGAGAGGACCUUGACUCUCAGGUGGGAGUUAUUGACUUCUCCUUGUACCUAAAGGACCCUGUGACCACUGAGACCACCAAGGACGAUGCUAAGAUAACAGCCAUAUUGGACCAGAAGCAUUACACAGAGGAGCUGAACAGACACCUAAGCUGCACUGUCUCGGACCUACAGGCCAAGAUGGAUUCUAUAGAGAAGACCAACAGCAAGCUCAUUGAGGAGCUCACAGCAGCAACAGACAGGAUUAACGCUUUACGAGAGGAACAAGAAACACUGAGACAGGAGAAUGAGAUGAUCCUCCAGAGCAGCCAGAAGAAAGAGGAGGCGACCCUGGAGGACAGCGCAGUGGAGUUGGAGACCUACAGACAGACAAGACAGGGCCUGGACGAAAUGUACAGCAUUGUCUGGAAACAGUACCAGGAGGAGAAACGCAUCAGACAGGAGUUGGAGCGUGAGCUGGAACUGCAGGUGGGGCUCAAGCAGGAGAUGGAGAUGGCUAUGAGGCUGCUGGAGAAAGACACGCACGAGAAACAGGACACGUUGCAAGCCCUCAGGCUCCAGCUAGACCAAGUGAAAACCCUCAACCUACAGAUGUUCAACAAGUCACAGGACUGUGAGCGUGAGGCCCAGAGGAAGCACGAGGAGGCCAGACAGCUGGAAGAGAAGAUGAGCCAGAUGGAGAGCACCAUGAAGGAGAUGGAGCAGAGACUGCAGGACUCUGAGAGUGAUCGCAGACAGGUUGACCAGGCGGACAGAGACAUGAGAUCCCAACUGGAGGAGAGGGUAGAAGCUCUACGCAAACAGCUGUCAGACCUGGACACAAUGAGGCUUGGUCUGGAGAGUGACCUGCUCAGUGAGAAGGAGCAGAGACAGGGCCUCCAGAGAGCUCUACAGAGAGAACAGGACAACAGCAACGAGCUACGCACCCAACUACAACAGCUACAGGGCCUCAGGACAGAGCUCCAGGAUGUUCGCCAGGAGAAGCAGCAACUACUGCAGACUUGUCAGGAACAAGAGACAGCCUUACAGGAGAUGGGCCUACACCUCAGCCAGUCUAAACUAAAGAUGGAGGACUUCAAGGAAGUCAAUAAAGCACUGAAGGGCCAGGCCUGGUUGAAAGACGACGAGGCCACACAGUGUAAGCAGUGUAUGAAGGAGUUCUCCAUUGCUCGCAGGAAGCAUCACUGUAGGAACUGUGGGGAUAUCUACUGCAACAACUGUUCCAGCAACGAGUUGGCCUUGCCCUCUUACCCUCGACCCGUUCGGGUCUGUGACACCUGCCACUCUCUCCUGCUGCAGAGAAGUGUCUCUUCGGUCACCUCUUGACAGAACACAAAUGCAUUCUGUCAUGAACAAACCCAUACAAGCACUCAUACUCAUAAGCUUCACUUCAGUCAUUUUAGUGGUUUUGAUUACUCAGCGGGAAGCCUUACAGUAUUCUUGAUCGUUGAACCAGUUUUCAUCAAAUCUGAGCAGGAAAUAGGGAUUUCUAUAUACGCUUCAGUGUUUCCUCUUGCUUGAAAUUCAUAGCUUUUUGGGUUGAACAGUUAACAGGCCCUCCCAUCAUUUAAACUAAUACUUCUGUCAUCUGUCAGACUGAACUCUUAUCUCCCAAACUCAUCUCGUAAUGAAAUAACUCCUUAUACUCCAAAUAGCCUGUAAGGUGCUGAACUUAAUGAUAGUCAAUUGAACUUGGGAGAUGCAUGGUGUUGAAACAUCAAUUUUAAACUGUAUUUUGAUGGAACCAAUAUGCAAAAGUGCCCAUCAUCAGUGAACAUUUAGGUAGAUGUUUUUACAUUCAACAUUUCACAGCAGAUCUAAAGUGACUUAAAAAAGUGAUGUUUUGGAUGUUAAAGAUCAUGUGAAACUGAGCUUUUUGCAUUCAUCUCCACUUAAUCUGCCCAUCUUAAAAAUUGUCAUUGACCGCAAAUGUUUUUAAUUGUAAAUGACGACAGAAUGUUCAUAAUUUACUAAUGUGUCUAUUUUAGAAUGUAUAUAAAUCAUUUGUCAGUCGAUUGUGACUAGUGAUAUUAAGCAGCCAUUUUCUUGAGUCAUUUCGGCAUGUUUUGACCAACAUGUUUUUUAUCUAGAUAUUUGAUAAAGAGAUAUUUAAUAAAAAUGUAUCUGAAUGCGU